CAAUCCAACCAUGUCCUGAAUCAGUCACGUGAUACAGCGACCUUGAGAGGCUCGUCACCAUACUUCCGGAGCCUUCGUGGAAAAUCUUUCUGGAUAACUCGACACGAGCCUCGUCCAUCAAAACCCAUCGGUAAAACACCGGGGAACAGCACUCCGAACUUUUUUAUUCGUGGUUUAAGUUGCACUAAAACUCCUCAAGACAAAGAGUGAAAACAUAGCAGCUGCUUUUCAUCAUGGCAAACACCGAGUUAUCAGACCAAAAACCAACGGCUGUUGCUGUGAGCAGGAUUACUUUAGGGAAAUGAGCAAGAAACCAGCGUGGUCGACCAGGAGACAUUCAGAGGGACUACUGUGAUGUGGUAACAGUUCAUACCCCGAGGAAAUUGUAUUUUUACACUCGGAACAAUAUUUUUAUUCUAAUUUGGCAAAUUACUCAAGGAAAGAACGUUCUGCCGAAACACCCAACUCGCCGAUCAGCAGUGCGCACGCGUAGGAAAAUAACGGAAGAAAAACCGGCAGGGUCAGCAUGGCUACCCAGCAGAUUGAUGUCUACCAGGAACCGCGCCCGUCCAGAAUCAUCCAGAAAGCGCAGUUAACCUGUAAACUGUACUUGCUGGAAAAGGCUCGAAAUAAUCUGGAGGAAGAACUUCGGGACUUCACAAAUCAGGCCUAUGAAGAUGCGCAUGGUGUCCUCAACUCAUCUAUUCCAAACCCUCGGUUCAACGAUGUCAUAAAGGCUCUGGACAGAAAGUGCAACGAAAUUGUGAAGCUCUCGGCUUUGUUAAAGAAUUAUAAAGCUGACUACCAAUCAUUAGAUAGGGUCAGCUUCAACUACUUUCAGCCACUCAAAGCCGCUCUGUCCCACCAGCAGCUUAAAGUUUCCCUCGAUUCCCUGCGCCCUUUAAGGCAGCAAGAUGGUGGCAAGUCAUCAGACUUGGACAACAGUCCUCUGGCUCCAAGCUCCUCCCGUUUAAAGCCGGAAAAGGCCGUGUCUGAAGAUAAAAACAAAGACGUCUCCAUGCACAUCCCAGCUGCCAUUAUUCAGAGCAAUCUGGUGAGUGAAGGGAAGUCAGAAGUCCGACUGCCUUCUAUCCAAGAUGCUUUCUCAGAGAAGUCACAGUGCAGCCUGAAGUCUCAAUUAAUCUGGGGCCAUGGCGAUGACGUCCAGGUGCUACACCAAAAGCAAACUUCCUCCCAACUGCUGUGCUUUCUCAAAGAGAAAGCUAAAACCAAGGGUUCACUCAAGGUCACUUUUUUGGAGCAGACUAAAAGCAAGUACAAGGCAAACAAUUCAGGGUCUCCCCUGCGGACGUCACCUACCGUCAAAACAAAAAGCUAUCAAUUCAGGCAUGUUGUGACAGAUGACUCCAUAGACGAGCGAGGUCCUAAAACAUUGCACGCAAACGUUAACCACGCUCCGGUUUUCCAAGUGAAGAGAGUCCACUCCUGCGGCUCUUUGAUCUACAGUUGCGUCAUCGCCACGGAAACUGAAUUAUGGGACAUAGGAGACAUCUUCACAGAGGUUUUGCUGGAGGAAUCUGUUCAUAGCACUGCUUUGGAUACUAACAAAUUGCAGCAAGCGUUUGCACAGGUGGAGAACUCUAGUAUCAGCAUAGAAUUAAAACCCCAAACUCUGCAGCACACGCAACCCCGACUCGAAGAAAACGACUCGGAUCAUCCAGGUCGGCUGGCAGCUAAUAUUGUAAGCAUUCCCGAAUUUGAGAUCCGGAAGUUUGAAGAGGCUGAAGUGGUGGUGUCUCAUGUUGUCAGCCCCAGCCACUUCUACAUCCAGCAUGCAGACUCCCAUAGGAAACUGGAGGCUCUUUUUACAGACCUUAAAGUCAGUCAUUUAUAUGGUGAGCAGAACUGCAUCCCAGACAUCGGCGCUCAGAUCAUCUACUGGUCUCCACAAGAUGAGCAGUGGUUCAGGGCUCAGGUGGCUGGGAUUUCUGGAGUGAGCAGUAAUGGGACUGGGAAAAAGUCAUCCAUAAACGUGGAGGUGAACAGGUUGGACUACGGUGACAGUUCCUGUGUGUCACUCUGUAAUGUUAAGCAGCUCUCCUCAGAAAUGGCGGUGCUUCCACUUCAGGCUCUGCAGGUUUCCAUGGCACAUGUGAAGCCCAUUAAUGGCACAGAUUGGACUGAGGAGGCGGUGGGUUGGUUCAAAGCAAUGGUACACGACAGGACGCUGUAUGCCAGAAUGUAUCCACAGGGGCCCACGGUUACAGUUGAGCUGUUCCUGGAAAAGGGCAAACUUGGAGCCAUGAGGAGGGGUGCAUCUCUGUCUUUGAGAUUAGCCCAAAAUGGACAUGCGAGGCACAGCAAAGUGAAGAACAAUUGUCUUCUGAAAAAAAGUGCUAUUCAACGUGAAAUGAAGAAACAAGAGUCUGAAUGGGAAAAAUAUCUCAUUUCUUGCUACUCUCAAAAUAAAAAACUGUGCUUCACGAUUUUUGUAAAAUGCCAACCUGACUCCGCAGCAGCGGCCCAGGUCAAGGGCUUCCUUCACGUCACUGAACCUCCAAGCACAAUAAAUAAUGUGGCGAAGCUGAGGCCUUUUGUGUCCACACAGAUUCCUUCCUUUGCUGCAGACCUGGAGUCGAAGAUGAACUGGGGAACCUUUUAUGCCGUGAUCAGCGGUGUAAACAGGCAUUCCACUGGCAUCGGUCGCAUAUGGCUCUCCGUCAUCUUCAUCUUCCGCAUCCUGGUGCUGGUGGUGGCCGCCGAGAGCGUUUGGGGCGAUGAGAAGUCCGGCUUCACCUGCAACACCCAGCAGCCCGGCUGCAACAGCGUCUGCUACGACCAGUUCUUCCCAAUCUCCCACAUCCGGCUGUGGGCUCUCCAGCUCAUCCUGGUGUCCACCCCAGCGCUGCUGGUGGCCAUGCAUGUGGCCCACAGGCGACAUGUCGACAAGAAGGCCCUGAAAAGGUCGGGCCGCGGCAGCCCCAAGGAGCUGGAGCACAUCAAGAACCAGAAGUUUCAGAUCACAGGAGCUCUUUGGUGGACAUACAUGAUCAGCAUCAUCUUCAGACUCAUCUUUGAGGUGGCGUUCCUCUACGUCUUCUACUUGAUCUAUCCUGACUUUAAAAUGGUGCGUCUGGUGAAAUGUGACUCAUACCCUUGCCCCAACACGGUGGACUGCUUCGUCUCCAGACCAACAGAAAAGACUAUUUUCACAGUGUUCAUGCUGACCGUGUCCGGGGUGUGCGUGCUGCUCAACCUGGCCGAGGUGGCUUACCUCAUUGCGAGGGCCUGCAAGCGGUGCAUGAGUCGCCCCGAGGACGAGGCUAAAGCAGCUUGGAUAACUCAAAGGUUCUCUUCAUACAGACAAAACGAAAUCAAUCAGCUGAUAGCAGAUCAUUCGCUCAAGUCAAAGCUAACUGUGACCAAAAAGAGCCCGACUGAAAAGGGCGAGAGAUGUUCUGCCUUCUGAAGCGUUGUUGAACUAAUAAAUCAUGCCUGUACUAUGUAUUCUCUGCUUUAAUGACA
This is a messenger RNA of Gambusia affinis (western mosquitofish), 3486 nucleotides long. Its product is annotated as gap junction beta-1 protein-like. Gene Ontology annotation, cellular component: connexin complex. The coding region runs from base 527 to 3430 and encodes 967 amino acids. NCBI's taxonomy places the organism in Eukaryota, Metazoa, Chordata, Actinopteri, Cyprinodontiformes, Poeciliidae. The record is from RefSeq and is a predicted model, not a curated record. Gene Ontology annotation, biological process: cell communication. The transcript has 11 exons.